This is a messenger RNA of Scleropages formosus (Asian bonytongue), 297 nucleotides long. It is a transcript of the gene rps21, whose product is annotated as ribosomal protein S21. Gene Ontology annotation, cellular component: ribosome. Bases 52 to 297 code for a protein of 81 amino acids. Gene Ontology annotation, biological process: translation. NCBI's taxonomy places the organism in Eukaryota, Metazoa, Chordata, Actinopteri, Osteoglossiformes, Osteoglossidae. The transcript is spliced from 5 exons. The record is from RefSeq and is a predicted model, not a curated record. Gene Ontology annotation, molecular function: structural constituent of ribosome.
UUACACUUCCUUUUCCGGUCAGCCAUUACUGAACUAAGUGAACAGGUCAAGAUGCAGAACGAUGCGGGUGAAUUCGUGGACUUGUACGUCCCUCGCAAGUGCUCUGCAAGCAAUAGGAUAAUCGGUGCUAAGGACCAUGCCUCUAUUCAGAUCAACAUUGCUGAGGUCGACAAGACAACAGGCAGGUUUAGCGGGCAGUACAAGACUUAUGCAAUUUGCGGAGCCAUUCGUAGAAUGGGUGAAGCAGAUGAUUCUCUUCUAAGGCUGGCCAAGCAUGACAACAUAGUGGCAAAGUAA